This is a messenger RNA of Chenopodium quinoa (quinoa), 894 nucleotides long. RefSeq lists its product as uncharacterized. Lineage: Eukaryota; Viridiplantae; Streptophyta; Magnoliopsida; Caryophyllales; Amaranthaceae. The coding region runs from base 1 to 894 and encodes 297 amino acids. The record is from RefSeq and is a predicted model, not a curated record. The transcript has a single exon.
AUGAAGCCACCAAAGGGGUACGAGAAAGGUGAGCCAGGGCAAGUUUGCAAGUUAGUGAGAAGUAUCUAUGGUCUCAAACAAGCUUCGAGAGCAUGGAACUGUGCGCUGAAGAGUUUUCUCAUAAGACAUGGAUAUAAACAGUCUAAGAAGGACUAUUUCAUGUUCACAAAGGAACAAAAUGGGAAACAAGCUAUCAUUUUAGCAUAUGUUGAUGAUUUGUUGAUUACCGGAGACAACUUGGAAGAAAUAGAAAGAUUAAAAGCUAAUUUAGACUCUGAGUUCACCAUUAAGGAUCUUAGAGAAUUGAGAUUCUUUAUUGGAAUUGAAGUAGACAGAAAUGAACAUGGUACUUUGUUGAAUCAAAGAAAAUACAUACUUGAUAUACUCAAGAAUGUUGGCAUGGAAGAUUGCAAGAUAGCAAAAUUCCUUUUUCCAAAAGGAAUGAGGCUGUCUACUGAGACAGGAGAAAUCCUUGCACACCCGGAGAUUUACAGAAGAAUUGUUGGGAAGUUGUUGUAUUUAAAUAUUACCAGACCAGACAUAUCAUAUUCAGUACAACAACUAUCCCAAUUCAUGCAUUGCCCCAGAAAACCUCAUUUACAAGUAGCAUUACACGUGAUCAGAUACUUGAAAGGAACCAUGGAUUGGGGAUUAUAUUAUCCAAGAAAUUCAGAAUUGAAGAUUGAAGGAUAUUCAGAUGCAGAUUGGGGAAGUUGUGCCUUUAGUGCACGAUCUCUUACUAACUAUUGCAUUUUCAUUGGACAAUGCCUUGUUUCCUGGAAGACAAAGAAGCAAAAGACUGUAUCGAAAUCAUCCACAGAAUCUGAAUACAGAAGUAUGUCUCACACCACAAGUGAACUUGUGUGGGUGGAUGAUAUUUUUGCAAAAUCUUAG